Messenger RNA from Scomber japonicus (chub mackerel), 2236 nucleotides. It is a transcript of the gene foxm1, whose product is annotated as forkhead box M1. The coding region runs from base 179 to 2236 and encodes 685 amino acids. Gene Ontology annotation, biological process: regulation of DNA-templated transcription; G2/M transition of mitotic cell cycle. The transcript has 9 exons. NCBI's taxonomy places the organism in Eukaryota, Metazoa, Chordata, Actinopteri, Scombriformes, Scombridae. The record is from RefSeq and is a predicted model, not a curated record. Gene Ontology annotation, molecular function: DNA-binding transcription factor activity; sequence-specific DNA binding.
GUCGACCAGACGGCAAAUAAACACUAAGAUAGUAUAUAAUACAUUUGCCUUUUUCUAUCAUCGAGUAUGAACCAAGCGUUUCAGUUGCUAGUAAGAGUCCAGCCGAGCGGAAUAGCCUGAAACAUCACAUUAAUAUGAAGAAUUCCAGUGAACACCAAGGGACAUAUUCAGUGAUUUGAUGACCAUGAGACAGAGCCCAAGGAGACCCCUGAUCCUCAAAAGAAGAAAGUUGCCAUUUCAGCAAAAUGAUUCGCCAGCGCCAGCAGCAGCAGCAGCGGAAUCGCAAAGCCAGCCUGAUGCAUCAUCGGGUCCCAAAGAGCCUCCAAAGUCAUCUGCCAGUCAGUGCUUCCCUGAUGGCAUCCGCAUCAUGGAUCACCCGUCCAUGUCUGACACACAGGUGGUGGUCAUUCCCAAAACAGCCGACCUUCAGAGCGUUAUCGGGGCUCUAACUGCUAAGGGUAAAGAGUGUGGUGCCCAGGGACCCAACAAGUUCAUCCUUCUGAGUGGGAGUGGCAACAGUGACAAUGGGUCUUUUUGUCAGCCUGCUGCCGAAGAGGAUGACACCUCCACAAGAAGUACAGUCGGGCAGCCAAUGAAUCCAGACAGUGGGAUCAACUCCCCGGAUGCUAAACCUCUCACUGGGAUUAAAACAUUGAAUAAGGACCUGGAGUGCGGACCUUUGGAUGACAGCCUCACCAAUAUUCAGUGGCUGGGCAAAAUGAACACAUGUACCUUCGAACCAGAUGCUGCUAGGCAGAUGGCCAACAAGGAGAACCAAAACUCAAAUUCACAAACUGUUCAGGCACACAAACCUCAAACUGAAGCAGAAGCUGGUCUUAAGCAGCCCUUGUCAGAGAGGCCACCGUACUCCUACAUGGCCAUGAUCCAGUUUGCCAUAAACAGCAGGAAGAACAGGAGGAUGACACUGAAAGAGAUUUACAUGUGGAUUGAGGAUCAUUUCCCUUACUUCAGAGAGGUGGCCAAACCAGGGUGGAAGAACUCCAUCCGGCAUAACCUCUCUCUACACGACAUGUUCAUUCGUGAGACUUCACCAGAUGGUAAAAUUUCUUUCUGGACCAUCCGGCCUGAAGCCAAUCGGUGUCUCACUCUUGAUCAGGUGUAUAAGCCCGGUUGUGAUCCAAUGACUGCUCCUGUUCCCGUGCCAAUGCUUUUAUUUGCCCACCAACAAAAAAGGAUGCUUCCUGAUGCAAGAAAAACACCAAAUGGCUCUGAGAGAAGGAUGAAACCUCUCCUCCCUCGAACCGAUUCCUACUUGGUCCCUAUCCAGCUCCCCGUCACCUCCUCUGUCUACCUGCCGUCCUCUACAUCAUCCCCGUUCCCCGUGUCUUGCUCACAGUCACAGCAGAAACGCAAUACGCCACGAGGAACCAAGAGAGUCCGGAUAGCUCCCAAGGUGACUCAGAGCGACUCCCCUACUGUGGUGAUGUAUCCCCAGAACAACAAAGAACCCAAGGUCGAGGUGAAGGAGGAGCCAAUUUAUGCUCCGAUUAAAUGCGAGACUCCUAAGUCCCUUCCAAAAAGACAAGCCAGCAGCUCUCGGCGUAAACAGCGUCUGGUUCACUCUGUGCACGAGGAGCCCGUCCUCCUCUGCCCCGAUAACACUUUCUUUGACUCUGGCGUAGUCUCAGACGUCUCGACUUUCCACGACAGGCGAGAUACCGAGCUGGACGAGCACCACGACGAGCAGCACAGCCCAGACCGGGAGUUUUCCUUCAAGACCCCCAUAAAAAGUAGCAGCCACCUGGCCUCCUCCACUCCCAGCAAGCCCCCCUCUAACGUGUUACCCGAGCCCUGGAAAGUGACCCCAGUGGGCAAAGGGAGCCAAGACAUUCUGGACUUCAGCCCCAUUCGCACGCCGGGGGGUCCAGCAGUCACCCCCCGACACGACUACACCACCUUCAGCUUCAGCAGCACCCCCUUUAAAGACUUGCCUCUGUUUAACUCCCCCAGAGAGCUGCUCACAUCCGGCCCUUCCAGAGCGACGGGACCAACAGACUCUCCCAUCGAAUGCCUCCGCAGCAGCUGCUCCAGAGAGCUGCUCGGGGCGGGAGGCACCACGCCCGUUAACCGCUCCAUCACGGAGGGCCUCGUCCUGGACACCAUGAACGACAGCCUGAGCAAGAUACUUGUGGACAUUAGCUUCUCUGGUCUGGAUGAUGAUGACUUGGGUAUGGCUAACAUCAGCUGGUCCGAGUUCAUCCCUCAACUAAAGUAG